AUGGAAUUCAACUGCAUUAUUGAAAGGGAAUCGUUUUAAUUAAAUGCAACAAAUAGAUCAUUGUAAAUUUCCAACAAAUCCUUCUCAUAAAAGUUUGAUCUUUCUUUGAAAGUUCUAAUAACCUGGUUAUUUCGUGAAAAUGAAAUAAGUGGGUUUCUUUUCGAAAAUCUUGUUGUGGAAGGAGAUGGAUUAAACAUGAAAAAACUUAAAAAAUUUCUGAGUGGUAAAGUAACAUUCUCAGGGAUUUAAAUCUUCUAUUUCUUUUAUGGAGAGAUUAAUGUCAAUAAAAAUAAGGCCACUAAAGUAUUUAUAUAAAGUUUAAAAGGUUUGUACCCUCAUCAAUAGAGAAACGAAAUUAAAAUUUUCAUGUAAAUGCUUUAAGAAAAGUACAACAGGAAUUGAGAAAAUUCACAAGGAAAUUGAAAUUCUUUAGAAAGCAUCUAAAAAUGGAUUGGCCCCUAAAAUUUAUGAAUGUUUUGAAUCAACCAACUGCGUUUACGUCAUUAUGGAAAAUUUAGAAAGAAUAAAAGAUCUUGAAUUUAUAGAUGAUGAUAUAAGAGUAUUUCUUUAUGUAAAUUACUUUUUACUAUUUAGAAUUUGAUUUAAACCAUAGCAUCUCUUCACAAGGAAAAUAUUGUUCAUAAGAGCCUAAAGAUGUCACACAUUUUGUUCACUGAAGAAAAUAAGUUAAAAUUGGUUGGAUUCGGUCAGGCUAACAACACUGAUAUUCAAAAUAAUGAGUUUAGACUGGAUAUUUUUAAAAUAGGGAUUAUUAUGUAUAAAUUGUAAAGAUUUUUCAUUUAUCAAAUAGCUACUAAAAAUAGAAUUUUCAGGUUGAUCAGUCUCUAGAUAUUCCAGAUGAGGGAAAUUCACUUUUAUAAUCACUCUUAGAGUGGGGAAAUGACUAGCCUUUUUAAUUGAACUUAUUAUUAAGCCACCCUUACUUUAAAUUUUUGAAAAAUGAAGGGAUUCCUCUAUGUAUUAGUAUUUAUUUUAUUUAGAAAUUCAAUGUAUGAGUCCUAAAUUCAAAACUCAAGUUUAUUUAGAUGAGAAUGAAGAAUAAAUUUUGUGA
Paramecium octaurelia is the source of this 1072-nucleotide messenger RNA. The record is from the annotation of a GenBank genome assembly. Lineage: Eukaryota; Ciliophora; Oligohymenophorea; Peniculida; Parameciidae.